Messenger RNA from Leptosomus discolor (cuckoo roller), 966 nucleotides. Lineage: Eukaryota; Metazoa; Chordata; Aves; Leptosomiformes; Leptosomidae. The record is from RefSeq and is a predicted model, not a curated record.
AUAAAGCAUGCUGUCUUGUCCAGUCACAACACAACGGAAAGGCAGAUGGAAUUGAACCCCUGUGAAAAUGGCUCUGUAAAAGCAGAAAUUAACCAUCAAGAACAAACCCUUACUAAAAGUCUGGAAUGUUUAAACCUGGAAACAAAUGAGGGGAGCAGUGAUGUUUCUGUUGAAGAUAACACAGCAGAGGAUUUGGCAGGCAUCAAGGAAGAUGGAGACAACAAGUCGCAAGCUGUAGAAAGCUGUGGUGCCCACAAGUUGCUGCAGUCAGAAAGAAAUUCUUUAAGUGGAUUGACUCUGUGUGAGGAAGACAGAAAUGACAAUGAUUCCCCUACCUUCUUCAGUGUCAUGAGCAAUAGGUUCAGUGAUAUUGAACUUCGGGAGGAGGAAGGCAUCCCAACAGAAGAGUUUCUGGAGUCAUGUUACGCAAUUGUGCCUGUUCUGGACAAGCUGGGACCAACUGUUUUUGCUCCUGUUAAAAUGGAUUUUGUAGGUAACAUCAAGAAAAUAAACCAGAAGUUUAUAACCAACAGAGAAGAGUUUGAUACCCUUCAGAAGAUAGUGCUCCAUGAAGUGAAUGCAGGUGUAGCACAAGUUAGAAACUCUGCUACGGAGGCUCUCCUGUGGCUGAAAAGAGGCUUAAAGUUCUUGAAAGGGUUUUUGACAGAAGUGAAGAAUGGGGAAAAGAAUAUUCAAACAGCUCUGAACAAUGCUUAUGGAAAGACAUUACGGCAGCAUCACGGUUGGGUUGUCCGUGGGGUCUUCGCCUUAGCUUUAAGGGCAGCUCCAACGUAUGAAGACUUUGUGGCAGCUCUGUCUGUAGAGGAGUGUGAUCCUCAUGAAGAAACAUUUUACAAAGGGAUGCAGAGGGACCUCAACAUUUACUUACCAGCCAUGGAAAAGCAGCUAAAUAUCUUGGACACUCUCUAUGAAGUACAUGGUUUGGAGUCAGAUGAGGUGGUAUGA